Molecule: messenger RNA, 3120 nt
Organism: Alligator mississippiensis (American alligator)
Lineage: Eukaryota; Metazoa; Chordata; Crocodylia; Alligatoridae
Product: sulfotransferase 1B1
Exons: 8
Coding region: 185-1150 (321 amino acids)
Biological process (GO): sulfation
Cellular component (GO): cytoplasm
Molecular function (GO): sulfotransferase activity
Source: RefSeq, a predicted model, not a curated record
GAUCUCACUCUGGAGAACUUCAGCAAACGGAAUUUGUCCCAUGCCAGGACUCAGCCCAGCUUUGCUCCACUCCCAGGCUCCUCCCUUUUGAACACACAGCUUACGUAAGGGGGGGACUUUAGUUUCCUUGGCUGAGCUCCAGAGAGUGUCUAAUGAUAUUGCUGUCUGUAGGCAACCGCCCUCUAUGUUCUGUGGAAAUCAUGCUAGUUUGCACAGAACACUUCUUUCUUUCCAAGAGAGCAGUGCCACAGGAGAAAGGAUGUCAGAUGAAGAAAAGUACAUUCGGCAGGACUGUCCAAUAGUCCAUGGCAUCCCAAUGGUCUCUGCAUUUUCCUCCAACUGGGAAAGGAUCGACAAUUUCCAGAGCAGGCCAGAGGACAUAGUGAUAGCUACAUACCCCAAGUCUGGCACCACAUGGAUGAGUGAAAUUGUGGACAUGAUCCUGAAUGAUGGUGAUCAUGAAAAAUGCAGGCAGGCUGCAAUCACUAACAGAGUGCCCAUGCUGGAAUUUGCUGUCCCUGGAAAGAUGCCAGCAGGCACAGAGCAACUGGCCAAGAUGCCAUCUCCUCGCAAAGUGAAGACCCACUUGCCAGUCCGCCUCCUACCCAAGUCCUUCUGGGAGAAUGGCUGCAAGGUGAUCUAUGUAGCCCGGAAUGCCAAGGAUGUAGCUGUCUCCUUUUACCACUUUGACCUGAUGAACAAACUGGAGCCACACCCGGGGACUUGGGAGGAAUACUUUGAGAAAUACAUGGCUGGCAGAGUUUCUUAUGGUUCCUGGUAUGACCACGUGAAAGGCUGGUGGGAGAAGAGGCAGAACUACCCCAUUCUCUACUUGUUCUAUGAGGACAUGAAAGAGGACCCAAAGCGUGAAAUUCGGAAGGUGAUACAGUUCCUGGGGAAAAACCUGACAGAGGAGGAUCUGGAUAGGAUUGUCUAUCACACAUCAUUCGACAUAAUGAAGGAGAAUCCCACCACCAAUUAUAGGAUGAUCCCACAAUCCCUGAUGGACCACAGCAUCUCCGCUUUCAUGCGCAAGGGGAUUGCUGGUGACUGGAAGAAUCACUUUACUGUGGCCCAGAAUGAGAGAUUCAAUGCAGACUAUGAGAAAAACAUGGCUGGGACCACCCUGCGGUUCCGAACAGAGGUCUGAUGUACCUUGAGUCUCCGUGUCAGGAUGCGAAUCCAAGCUAGAUUUCUGUGGGGCUUCCAGUGGCAGCAACUUUUCUUUUUCCUCCUCAUUCCGUGAAAAACCAGAGGGCAGCCCCCAGGAAAUGUCUCCAUCCCAGUGGUAGGCAGCAAUAUGUUGCAACUCUGGGAAGAGUCUGGGGUUCCUUUUAGAAAGUCCUGAGUAGCAGAAAGGCUCACUGCCUAGUUAGUUGCCAUACAAAUACACCCUAUUUUACUUCACCCCUUGUUGAAUGCUGGACUGUAUCGUGGCCAGCCUCACUGUGGGCAUGGACCUAGGUUUGGGUGUGAUGAUGAAGUAGCCAUCACUGGGGCACAUGUGGCUGACCUCCUCACCCCUACUGUUUAUUCUGCCAAUCACCCACUUGGUCCUUCUUUACAGUUGCUGCUACAGAGUGGGUGCAUAUAUAUACAUAAUUCAUGUGAUUUAGGCUGACUGCACAGUCCUAGGAAGGCACCUACAUGUGCACCCUGUUGGGAGCAGAUUUGCUCUUUAUGGCUAGGGACAGAAGUUACACAUAAACUGGUUUAAGUGAUCAGAAGCUGGUUUAAACCUGUAACAGAACAGAAGGUCAGUGCACUUAAACCGUUUUCAAAAUGGCUGAAACUGGUUUACAAUAAACCUGGUUGGAUGUAGUAUUAGACUUCACUGACUUAGCUCAAACCAGUUUAUAGAACUUCUGUCCCAGAUCCCCUCCCAGUUCAAGUUAACUCACGGUUCCCCAGUAUCCCAUAAUGUUUUGCAGCCCUGGGCUGGGCUACCUGCUCCAACAAGCAGGGUCUGCCCCACCCCUCUGCUCCCUAGCCAGAGCAAUGUCACUCUGGGUGGCUAAGGAGGUGUGGGGAAAAAACCCUCACCCCUCUGGCCAAGCAGCAGACCCCCAGACAGGUGCUACUGGUUGGAGGGGGUGGGGAGCCAGACCUCCAGCUAGGCGCUGCCAGCCUGGGGAAGGGAGGGGGAGUCCAAACCAGGAGUCCAGAGCUGGGAGGCAUGCCCCCUUCUCAGCCUCCAGGGAGACCCCUGCACCAGGGUUUGGCUCUGCCCCGGAAGCUGGGCUGAAGUCCCUUUGCCACAUCCCUUCCUCAGCCUCUGGGCCAGUUGAGGGUGGAGGAGAGGGGGCAGAAGCCUGCAGCAGGGCUUGGCUCCCCUUCCAUGCUUCCCUCUCAGCUGGCCCAGAGGCUGAGAAGGGGAUGUGGGAAGGGGGCUCCAGCCUGGCUCUGGGGUCUGAAGGGCCAGCCCUGAGGCUGAGGAGGGGGCAUGGCUCCUGGCUCUGGAGGCAGAUAGGGCACCGUGUCCAUGAGGUGAUCGCAGAACACCUCCUACCCCAGCCCCUGUAGUAGGGCACCUGAUUGGCUGCCCACACACCUUAGGCACAGAGGGUAUCCCCAAAACCAUGUGCACAUGCACAUCAGCCUAUUUUGAUGCACAUUAAAGCAUGACAAAAAACUGCGUGCUUUCGCUAAUGUUAAUCAAAUUAGGCUAAUGAGCCUUUUUCUACUACCUAACAAUGUAGGUACUAAAUUUAAUGUGCGUUAGCAAAAGCACAUGAAUGAACAUGUAGACAUGCCCACUGUGCAGUAAAUUAAUCUACUAUGCAGUAAGGUGUCUCGUAUAGAUGCACCCAGUAUGUCUACCCUGUAAAAUGAAGGUCUAAUUGUCACAUGUGCUACCUUAAUUUGGUCAGUAGGGGUAAGAACAACAACAGAAACACAGCAAUGCAGGCUUUAAUACCUGCUACAGCCAGAAUCACUGGAAGGUUUGUACUCUGAUUGCUACUGUGCCAGUGCCAUGGCAUCUCCCCUGCUGUUACUUGUGCCAGCUAGUACAUGCUACAACCAGCUAAUACAUGAUCCUUUUGCUGUUUAGAUGUAGCUCUAGAUUUUUCCUAUAACAGCAGCUAAACAGGAUGAGCAAAUAAAGAGGCUUUCACAAAA